GUGGUGCAGAUUCGAUUCCAAGUAGGAGCACACCUCGUGGAGCAAAUUGAGUCCGAGCUUGAAGUUCUUGGAGUUGUGAUGGCGAGGAAUCGUACAUCGGUAAGUGGUGGUCAGGAUCCUAUUCCUGCGCCUGCUUUUGGGAACACUAUCCGAGGUAGAGGUAGGGGACGAGCUCGAGGUCGGGGUAGGGGCCGUAUUGCAGCACCUGUGGAUGGUCAAGUACCAAUAGCUACCCAGGGUCGUGAUAGGACCGUACCUCCUGAUGCAGAGGUUAUUCAUGGGGAUGUGCAAGAUCGUAUCGAGGGGGAUGGGCCAGCACAGGCUCCACCCAGCACUAUUGUCACCCCAGUACUACAAGAUACCUUGGCUCGUAUGUUAGGAAUCCUAAAGGGGAUGGCUCAGGCAGGAACUUUGCCUGUCACUUCUGAUUGCUCACAGACCCGUGUUGGAGGUCAAACUCCAGAUCCGAUAGUUGCUCCAGAUUCUCAGACUCCCAGGACUCAUCCAGCUGCCGCUGUAGCUCCUCGUUUGGAUAGUAUGGAGUUCCCAGAUAUGACAUCACAUUUGGUGAACAGGCCUUCUAUGACUAUUGAUGAGCAAAAGAUGUUUGGGAGGUUCAGACUAAUGAAUCCUCCUACUUAUACUGGUGACUUAGCUGAGGAUGCAUAUGAAUUUAUAGUUAGUUGUCAUGAGAGGUUGCAUAAUCUUGGAUUAGUGGAGUCUCAUGGAGUUGACUACACUGCGUUUCAGAUGACUGGCUCUGCUAAGCAGUGGUGGAGGGAUUAUAUUAGUAGUAGGCCAGCUGGAUCUCAUCCACUAUCCUGGACUGAGUUUACUCAGGUAUUUCUAUCCAAAUUUGUUCCACGCAGUGAGAGGGAGCGCAAGAGGGCCGAGUUUGAGGGUUUGCAGCAAAAUAGUAUGUCAGUUGCAGAGUAUGAGGGUAAAUUUCAUGCCUUGGGUAGGCAUGCUUCGAUGAUACUUCCCACAGAGGCUGAGAGAGUGAGAAGGUUUGUUAAGGGGCUCAUUAUUCCGAUCCGUCUAGGAGUUUCUCAGGUUGCUGCUUCUGGUGUUCCAUUCCAGAAAGUGGUAGAUGCUGCUAAGGAGUUGGAGAUGAUUCGGCGUGAGGGAUUUGAGCAGCGAGAGGGCAAGAGGACUCGUUAUUCAGGUGAUUAUGGUGGUGCUCCACCGAGGAGUCAGGGUUACUUGGGCAGAGGUUAUCACCCUCAGUCCAGCAGACCCAUUCAUGCUGCUAUACCAGCGUCUGAGGAUGGUUACGCUGGGCAUAACUCUUCGAGCUCGGUGCAUACUUCGCAGGGUUCAUCUUCUAGGCCUAUAGUUCGUGGAGGGCAUUCUGGUCAUUCAGUGUCCCCUCAUCAGCCUGCGUCUCGUUGGGGCUAUUUUGAGGGUGGUGAUAUGGGACACUUUGUGAGAGACUGCCCUAGGACCAGACGUGGUGGCUUACAUCAGGGUUCUCAAGCUUCGACUUCCAGGGCUGCACAACCUCCAGCUAGGGGUGGUGCACAGAAUGUAGAGGUGGUUCUCAUUCAGGUAGAGGUGGUUCUCCUUCUGGUCGAGGUGGUGGUCAUGGAGGUUCACAAUAUGAUGGAGGUCGUUCUCACUGUUAUGCUUUUCCAGGUAGGCCAGAGGCUGAGGCUUCAGAUGCUGUUAUCACAUGUAUUAUUCCGGUUUGUCAUCGAUCAGCUACUGUAUUAUUUGAUCCAGGCUCUACUUAUUCUUAUGUGUCCACAUAUUUUGCUCCUAGUCUAG
Molecule: messenger RNA, 1767 nt
Organism: Solanum pennellii
Lineage: Eukaryota; Viridiplantae; Streptophyta; Magnoliopsida; Solanales; Solanaceae
Exons: 2
Coding region: 79-1767 (562 amino acids)
Source: RefSeq, a predicted model, not a curated record